Messenger RNA from Cryptomeria japonica (Japanese cedar), 3678 nucleotides. RefSeq names its product tRNase Z TRZ3, mitochondrial. Gene Ontology annotation, biological process: mitochondrial tRNA 3'-end processing. Gene Ontology annotation, molecular function: 3'-tRNA processing endoribonuclease activity. The record is from RefSeq and is a predicted model, not a curated record. The coding region runs from base 40 to 3210 and encodes 1056 amino acids. NCBI's taxonomy places the organism in Eukaryota, Viridiplantae, Streptophyta, Pinopsida, Cupressales, Cupressaceae. Gene Ontology annotation, cellular component: mitochondrion. The transcript has 12 exons.
CAACCGGCUUAGACUAGAAUAACACACCCCAACGCCAAGAUGGCUCAUCUCAAUUCUUUGCUGCAGUCAGCUCUUCGUCCCUUACAAAAUACCGCUCCAUUUAGUCCACUUAAAUCUUUAUUGAAGAAACCCACUAAAUCAAUAUUUCAAAAUCCCGAAAUCCACUCUGUAAUCUCCAUUAAACUUUUUUCUAGAGUUGUUUUUGCUGCUACUGGAGGAAGGGGACGAGGAAGCGGGCAUCUCAAACAAUACAAAAGAGGGAUAUCUGUAAGAAAAGAAGGCUCUACCGGUGUUAGAAAACGAAGUUCAGAAAUGGAUGAGGAGGAACCCAAAGAUUAUAAUAAAAAGAGGAUGGAAGGGCUGGAUAAGGCAGGUCCCAAGCAAGUUAAGCUCAAGACUAGGAACAUAAAUCCUGUCAAUACUAUUGCUUAUGUGCAGAUUCUUGGGACUGGGAUGGACACCCAUGACACAUCUCCUUCUGUUCUGUUGUUUUUUGAUCAUCAGCGGUUCAUCUUCAACGCUGGAGAGGGGAUACAACGGUUCUUUACUGAACACAAGUUGAAGUUAUCAAGAUUGGAUCACAUAUUCCUUACUCGGGUUUGCUCAGAAACUGCAGGUGGUCUUCCAGGCCUUCUUUUGACCAUGGCUGGCAUAGGAGAUAAUGGAAUGACAGUCAACAUGUGGGGCCCCUCUGAUCUGGAAUAUUUAUUAGAUGCAAUGCGGUUGUUUAUUCCAAAUUCUGCUGUCAUUCAUACCCAUAGUUUUGGUCCAAGGCAUGAAUCAGAAGGUAGCGAAGUGCCUCAGACUUCUCAUGGAAGCAUAUCGACACAGCCAAUAGUACUUUACAAAGAUGAGCUUGUACAAAUAUCUGCUGUUCUUUUACUCCCUAGUGGCGUAGGAAGACAUCAUCAGGAAAUGGAGGUUGGUAUAGAAGUUUCAGAGGGGACUAAUAACGACACAGGAAAAAAUAUGGAGUCAACUCCUAAGCGUCCUCGUUUAGGAUCAGAAGCAUCGUCAAAAAUUGCAGGAACAGCCAUGAAACUCCAGGAAAAUUACGAGCCUGGUGAUAUUGCUGUUGUGUAUAUCUGUGAGUUACCUGAUAUCAAAGGAAAAUUUGACCCAUCAAAGGCUCGAGCACUUGGGCUAAAACCUGGGCCAAAGUACCGUGAACUCCAGCUUGGAAAGUCGGUGAUGUCAGAUACAGGUGAUGCAAUGGUACAUCCAAGUGAUGUGUUGGGUCCAUCAUUUCCUGGUCCUAUUGUCCUCUUUGUUGAUUGCCCAACCAUUUCACAUUUUCCAGAUUUACUGUCUGCACCUGUGCUAAGUAAAUUCUUUACGCGCAUGGAUGAUGGCUAUCAGAACAUUCAGAAACAUGUCAGUUGUUUUGUUCACCUUAGUCCUUCUUCUGUCACUAAAUGUCCAGAGUAUGUAGAAUGGAUGUCAAAAUUUGUGGGCGCUCAACAUAUUAUGGCUGGGCAUGAAUUAAAGAAUACAGGAUAUCCAAUAUUGAAAUCCAGUGCAAGACUUUCAACACGACUUAAUUUCCUUUGCCCACAACUGUUUCCUGUUCCUGGUUUUCGGUCUCUUGGUGUAGCAAACACCUUGGAAGGAGCUUCUGCUCAAACAAGCCAGGAUGAGGAUAUGAUGUUCCAUGGAUUCGUUCUUGCUGAUAAUCUACUGAAGUUCUACUUACGUCCUUAUGCACGACUUGGUUUGGAUCAAUCUUCUGUUCCUAGUUUGCCCUCUGCAUCUGAUAUAAUUGGUGAGCUGGUAUUAGAGAUUCCCGAGAUUGUGGAUGCUUCCAAACAGAUUGCCCAGAUCUGGAAUUCUGUUCCAGGAGAGCAUAAUGAAUAUCCUAAUCACACUGAAUUGCAUGGUCCUACUUUUGUAGAAGAGCCUUGGAUAACAGAAAGUACAAGCAUAUCUGAAUUGGAAUUGAAAGUAACAAAUAAUGGCGAUGCCCAAAAGGAAACACAAUUCAAACUCCCACUUGGAGUUAAUGGUUGUAAGGGCACUGAAGCCAUUCCUAUGUGCUUAGAAGGUGUAAGCAGGGAUGAGAUGGAGAUAGUCUUUUUGGGUACAGGCUCCUCUCAGCCAUCAAAAUAUCGUAAUGUCAGUUCUAUCUUUGUAAACCUUUUUAGAAAGGGUGGUAUACUUUUAGAUUGUGGAGAGGGAACUUUGGCUCAACUGAAAAGGAGAUUUGGUGUUAAUGGUGCUGAUGAUGUGAUCAAAUCUUUAAAGUGUAUAUGGAUAUCACAUAUUCAUGCUGAUCAUCACACUGGAAUUGCAAGGAUACUGUCUGUGCGUAAGCAUUUAUUACAGAACAGAUCUCAUGAAUCAUUACUGGUGAUUGGACCAAAGCCACUGAGGAGAUUCUUGAAUGCAUACUCUAGGCUUGAGGACUUAAACAUGCAUUUCCUGGAUUGUAGACAGACAAUGAAGGAUUCAAUUGAUAUGUAUGAACGAAUAUAUGCUGAUAUGCAGGAUGAGGUGGGCAGUGGUGAAAGUUCAGGAUCUAAACAAGAGAAUUCAGUUGUUAGCAAUCUGGUUAGUUUAAAAACAGAAAACAGGGAAGCACCACAUUCUAUCCAGAGUCAAAUGCAGAAUUAUGCACAAAGACUUGGAGUUCAAGAUGGAACUGUAUUGGAUCUCGCAGGACUACAUAAGCUGAAGAAAAUUUUGUCUGAAGCUGGGAUAGAGGUUUUACAUAGUGUACCUGUUGUUCAUUGCAGAGAAGCAUUUGGUGUUGUCUUGCAAGCUAUAAGAAGAAAGAAUAAUGUUAAUGAAAUAGUGCCAGGGUGGAAGCUUGUUUAUUCUGGUGAUACCAGGCCUUGCAAGAAGCUCAGGGAUGCCGCUUUUGGGGCCACUGUACUGAUACAUGAGGCCACUUUUGAUGAUAGCAUGCCUGAAGAAGCAAUUUCAAAGAAUCAUAGUUUGACCAAGGAAGCAAUUGAGGUGGGAGCCUCUGCUGAAGCAUACAGAAUCAUUUUGACGCACUUUAGCCAGCGUUACCCCAAAAUCCCCGUUUUUGAUGAAAGCUAUACUGACAGGACAUGCAUUGCUUUUGACUUGAUGACUGUGAACUUGGCAGACUUGCCAUUUGUACCAAAAAUUAAUUCUUUUUUGAAACUUCUCUUCAAAAAUGAGAUGAUGGCUGAAGAAUCAUCUGAGAUCGAUAACAUGACUGAGAAUACAGCUAUUACAUUAUAAGAACUAUUAUUCUAAAUGUAUUUGUUGCUCCUUUUUAUCGUUUAUUUAUUGUUGUACCAAUCAGCUGUGCUGUGCAGUGGAGAGUUGCCUGUUCGAAAAAAGCAAACCACUUUCUUCUUGAAAAGAAACAGGUAACCAUAAGGCCGGUUGGGGUUAGAGCACCGUAUAAUGUAUGGGAGGUUUUAUGUUUGAGUCGUAGCUGGUCCAUGUAAAAUAACAUGGUAUCAGAACCACAAAGAGGAGCCCCAAACCACCAAAGCGUGGCUUGAAGGGUGGUGUUGGAAGAAAGAAAAUCACACAGAGACAAAAAGUAGGCAGCCACGAUCGGCUGGUAGUUCAGUGGUAGAGCACUCCCCCAAGUACAUGGGAGGUCCUUGUUUUGAGCUCUAGCUGGUCACUGAAAAAUGUCACAGCAAUUAUUUGAUGGUUCCGAAUCCUUAACAGGUGAUGUUUGAUAUUUUUGAACAA